Molecule: messenger RNA, 1194 nt
Organism: Penicillium arizonense
Lineage: Eukaryota; Fungi; Ascomycota; Eurotiomycetes; Eurotiales; Aspergillaceae
Product: protein phosphatase regulator SHP1
Exons: 3
Coding region: 1-1194 (397 amino acids)
Biological process (GO): proteasome-mediated ubiquitin-dependent protein catabolic process; nuclear membrane reassembly; Golgi organization
Cellular component (GO): nucleus; cytosol
Molecular function (GO): ubiquitin binding
Source: RefSeq, a predicted model, not a curated record
AUGGAGGGCAACCCCGCAGAGCACGAUGAGGUCGUGUCUCAAUUCUGUGCUAUGACAGGAACCCAACCCUCAGAGGCUCAGGAAUAUCUCACUGCCAACGGAUGGGACAUGGAAGCCGCCGUGACGGAGUUCUUCGCGGAGCAGGACGAGGCAAUGCAAGACACUAACACCGGUGGCGCUCAACAACUGGGUGCAGAGAGUAGAUCUGGAGCUCCUGGAGGGAGAACUCUUGGUGGAAGUGCUGCACCAGCUUCAUCUUCUGCCGCCGCGGAGUCUUCGUCAUCCGCCCGAAGCGCUGCUCCGAAAAAGAAAUUUGCAACUUUAGGAGACUUUUCUCAGGGAGCAGCUGCCGAUUCUUCAGAUGACGAUGAUGACAAUGAUCAGGAUUUCUUUGCGGGAGGUGAGAAGUCUGGAUUGGCCGUUCAGAACCCUGACGACUUGAAGAAGAAGAUCCUCGAAAAGGCCCGCAGGGCGCAACCUCCUCCUUCUGACGACCCCGAGCCGAGGGAAUCACAUUUUACUGGCACCGCCCGCACGCUUGGUGGCGACGAUGCACCGAGCCGGGUGAUUGAAAACCCAUCUGCCCCUGCUCCACGGCGUGCCCAGCGUGUCCAACGCACCCUUCACUUCUGGGCCGAUGGAUUCUCAGUUGAUGACGGUGAACUGUUCCGAUCGGACGAUCCCCGGAACGCAGAGAUCCUCGAUGGCAUCCGCCAGGGCCGCGCUCCUCUCUCCAUCAUGAAUGUUGAGCCUGGCCAGGAGGUUGAUGUGGAACUCAAACAGCACGAAGAGAAAUACAUCAAGCCCAAGCCCCAAUAUAAGCCAUUUUCCGGUGCGGGACAGCGCCUUGGAAGCCCGACGCCUGGCAUCCGAAGCCAAGCCCCCACCCCUUCUUCUUCUACGCCUGAAGCAUCUGCCCAGGAGCCCGCCAAACCCACUGUGGACGAGUCGCAACCUACCGUUACCCUACAAAUUCGCCUGGGAGAUGGUACGAGGUUGUCAUCUCGGUUCAACACCACCGCCACUAUUGGCGACGUCUACUCAUUUGUUACCGCCUCUUCACCCAGCGCCGCAAACCGCGCAUGGGUUUUGAUGACUACUUUCCCCAGCACAGAGCUGAAGGAUCGGGAGGUCGUCCUCGGAGACAUGCCCGAGUUCAAGCGCGGAGGUGUUGUCGUCCAGAAAUGGCAGUGA